AUGCGCGAGGUAUUGCAACGCGACAUCAAAAAGGUGCCCACGCUGCGCGGCAAGACGGUCAUCACGCUCUUCUACGAGGCUAGCACCCGCACACGCGUAUCAUUCGAGCAGGCGGGCAAGAUUCUCAGCGCCGAUGUCAUCAAUGUCUCCGGUGGAGGAAGCAGCGUGGAGAAGGGCGAGUCUCUGUACAACACCGCCCUCACAUUGCAGGCGAUGAACGCCGACAUUAUCGUCAUUCGCCACCCGCAUUCGGGCGCGCCGCACUUCCUAUCCCGCUUCCUGAACUCCGCAGUCAUCAACGCGGGCGACGGCACACACGCGCACCCCACGCAGGCGCUGCUCGACCUGUUCACCAUCAAGUCGCACCUCGGCAAAGUCGAAGGGCUGAAAGUGGUCAUCGUGGGCGACCUGCUAUACAGUCGCGUGGCGCGCUCCAACCUCUGGGGCCUGACGAAGAUGGGAGCGGAAGUGACUCUGUGCGCCCCGCCCACACUGAUUCCAACCGACUUCCUCGGCGGCAUAACGAGCAACGGCAACGGCUCAUUGGAGCAUCCCUUCAGUGGCGUGCGAAUCGAAACGAAUGUGGAACGCGCGCUUGAGGACGCCGAUGUGGUGAUGGCGCUACGCCUGCAAACGGAGCGGCAGCGCGCCGGACACCUGCCCACGCUGCGCGAAUACUCGCGGAUGUACGGCAUCACGCCGCGUCGCAUGGGACUCGCCAAGCCGAAUGCGCUAGUCAUGCACCCAGGUCCCAUGAACGAGGGCAUCGAAAUCGACCCCGAAGUGGCGCACGGCGCGCAGGCGGUCAUCGAGGAGCAGGUCACAAAUGGCGUCGCAGUACGAAUGGCUCUACUAUACGCGGCCAUCACACCACGAGUGGGAUAA
This is a messenger RNA of Geodia barretti, 885 nucleotides long. The record is from the annotation of a GenBank genome assembly. NCBI's taxonomy places the organism in Eukaryota, Metazoa, Porifera, Demospongiae, Tetractinellida, Geodiidae.